UUAAGUAAUUAGAAACAUUAGCAGAUUUAUAGUAUAGUUCAACACAGGAUUACUUACUUAGAAGUGCCCUCCCUUGCGUUCUCUGGGACUUAACCCCAGGAAAGUGUGUAUCGGACUGAGGCUUAUUGGGGUAUAAGAAGAAGAAAUAUAUUGGUCUUUGAGUGUCCUUGGGUUGGAUCCAGGAUCAGUCUUCUGUGGUGGAAGGACUCUACUCGUGAAAAGUGCCUCUGUCCUCCCUACAGCUCAUCCCAUUCAGUAGGAUCUGUGUAGUAGGGAGCCAGAGGUGCUGACAUGGGGAUGAAAGGGCAAGGUCUAAAUCCACAGUCAAGUUGUAUGGACCGAAAUCUGCAUCCAACCCCCCGUGCUGGGUGCAGUGAGUUAAUACAGUGAUUCUGGUAUUUUUAGUUGCAGUUUGAUAUAAUUAGGGGUAAUAGCUGUAGGUAUGAGGGCCCUGUUUUACAAUACUUUUUUGUCUUCAGCAGUGCUAGAUCCCUGUGCAUAUACCUGGUUGCAGCUAGUUCAUCGAUGCUGUAAUGGUCGCCCCCCCCCCCCCAAAUCUGGAUAUUGUGCCAAAUUUACAUGUAGCAACCUUGUUUUGAGGCUACAUUGAACACCAAAGGUUUGACUAUGCAGCUUUUUGGAAAUCAGAUUACAGGCUUUAGUUCCUACUCAGAACAAGUUGGGGUUUCCUGUAUUGGUUACUCUUUAUAUCUGCUUCUGCACAAAUAUCCAUUUGCCUGAAUAUUAUUAAAAAGGAUGGACCUAUUUUUCCCAGGAUUGGCUUGAGGGUGUAUGUGAGAGAAGGGACAAAGGAGGCAAUUGCCCUAGAGCCCCACAAAGUUGAGAGUUCCUACCAUAAUGGUUUAUUUUCAAAGGUUAGUAAACAAAAAAACUUGCACUUGUUGUACUCUGUCUCCACUCACAGGCCAUGGGAGUGAAACAGAAGACUCAGUCCUACUUUUGCAUCUUGAAAGAAUGGUGGGGCCUCUGCAAUCUCUUCAGAGGCCAGAACAACCUUGAGCCUAGAUGAAACCUGGGACAAUUCUUAGCUAUGCUGCACUUACUUCCUUUCCUCCAGUUUGAAUUCUUUUCCUCUUGGAUUUCCUCGAUGAAUUAAGCAUUCUGGCUUGAAAAAAUCUUCCCUUUGAGAUGGAGCAUGAACAUCCAGGCAGUGUGGACAUCCACAGCUCAGAAGCUGGUAGGAUUUCAAGGGGAGUUUACACAAGGGACACCCUCAGGGCCAGCUACAGAAUCUUGGGUGAAUAUCCUGCCCAUUCUUCAAGGAGACAAGGGCUGAAUACAAUGUCCAUCUCCCUUCCCAUAUUAUUUACCCAACAAUCCUAUAGACUUAGGGAGUAUAAAAACCAGCCCAAAAUCUGGUAGGCUUUCUGACUGGGUGGCAAUUUGAACCUAGGACUCUCCCUUCCUCUAAUACUCUUACCCAUGGGUGAGCAAGAUGUGACCUGCAGCCUCCAGACCUGCAGGGCCAGCCCCCUGCCACCCCCUGAAAUUUGGAACACCCCAAAACAGCGAGCCCAGAUAUGGGCUGUUGUAGCAGCAUACAAAUUGAAAUAAAUAAUAUAAUAAAUGUUAACCAAAAAAAUCAAACAAAAUGGCUUCCAGAGUUGCUAUGGCACACCAAAAGUGUCAAAACUAGCUUGCUUGUUUGCUAAUUUUGACACUCCUAGGACUCUGUAGCAGUUACAAAUGACAUUUUGUUUUUAUUUUUUACUCCCCUCCCAAUUUUUUUGGGAGUGCAAGAGUACAACCUGCAAAAACAAGGAUGAAUGACCCUCACCCCUCCUGAAGUUGCCCACCAAGCUGAAGAAAAGGAGCACACCCAUUGCAAACACUACAGGGCAAGAAAUAAAUGCUCAAGUGGACACCUCCACGCUUUUUAACCUCUGGAUCCUGAUAUGCAGAUUUAAUCUUUCUCUUUAGUUUGCCAGACUACAGACAAAGAAUGCCGAACUUGCUUUGCUCAGCCAGUUACAAAAAUGUAAUAAGGAUGGAAGAAGAAACUAUGCAGACUGGGAAAAAUGUGCAGAGCAUAAUUAAUGCAAGUUGCAUAAGUGGCUCCUGCAUAACAUUUGAACUGCUUGGGUACAGGAUUUUUUUUAACACAGCUGACAAAGGUGCGAUGAGUGAGGGUGAGGAUGAUUACCUGGAACAUGAGUCCAUCCAGCCCACCACACAUGGACAGCCGAACUGGAAGGCCAAUUCCCAGCAGGACGGGUCAGCUGCAGAACGGCAGGGGGGCCCGCUGGCCCCUGGCAGUUACGGCGACGGCGAGGUCGUGGGAGCCCCUGCAGUCAUCUCACGGCCCGGCAAGCAGCGCCCCUUCAUCUGCAAUGAGUGUGGCAAGAGCUUCAGCCACUGGUCAAAGCUGCUGCGGCAUCAGCGCACGCACACGGGGGAGCGCCCCAGCACCUGCUCCGACUGCGGCAAGAGCUUCUCUCAGAACUCUCACCUGGUGCAGCACCGGCGCACGCACACGGGUGAGAAGCCCUACGUCUGCCGUGACUGUGGCAAGAGCUUUAGCUGGAGUUCCAACCUCAUCCAGCACCAGCGCAUCCACACCGGCGAGCGCCCUUACACCUGCGGGGACUGUGGCCGCAGCUUUACUCAGAGCAAGAACCUGGCCAAGCACCGGCGGACACACACGGGCGCCCGGCCCUUCCGCUGCCCGGAGUGUGGCCGGGGCUUUGCGCACACUGCCGGCCUGGUCAAGCACCAGCGCCUUCGCCACGACACGGACUCCCCCAUUGGCCACCCCUGUCCGGAGUGCGGGCAGCGCUUCCGUGCCCCUUCGGAGGUGGAGCGUCACCGUGUCGCCCACCAUGGGGUGACCCCAUCAGAGCCCUUUAUUUGUGUGGAAUGUGGGGAGUGCUUCACAAAGAGUACCACACUCAUCCGGCACAAGCGCGUACACAAGCCGAUCUUUGUGCGUUGAGGCUUUGGCCCACUCU
Messenger RNA from Varanus komodoensis (Komodo dragon), 2969 nucleotides. Its product is annotated as zinc finger protein 436-like. NCBI's taxonomy places the organism in Eukaryota, Metazoa, Chordata, Lepidosauria, Squamata, Varanidae. The record is from RefSeq and is a predicted model, not a curated record. Gene Ontology annotation, cellular component: nucleus. The transcript has 4 exons. Gene Ontology annotation, biological process: regulation of transcription by RNA polymerase II. Bases 1964 to 2953 code for a protein of 329 amino acids. Gene Ontology annotation, molecular function: RNA polymerase II transcription regulatory region sequence-specific DNA binding; DNA-binding transcription factor activity, RNA polymerase II-specific.